AUGUGUGUCCGCCCGCACCCGGACUUGCCUGUGCAGUGCCCCCGCUGCCAUAACUACGGACACAGUCGUAUUCCUUUGCCACACAUAACACUAUUUUUUAAUGGCAUUUUCACAGAUGAGCUGAGUUCCUGGAUCCAGCAGUCUUUUAAGCAUUAUGUUACGCAAGAAGCUAAGCAACACUUUAGUGACUAUGACAAAGAUGGUGAUGGAUUAGUGUCUUGGAAGGAGUAUAAUAUGCAAAUGUAUGAUCGUGUAAUUGAUUUUGAUGAGAACACUGUCCUGGAGGAUCAAGAAGAAGAAUCUUUUCGACAGGAGAAAAAGCGUUUUGAAAAAGCUAACAGAGAUGAUGUUCCUGAUCUAAAUGUGGAUGAAUUUGUUGCUUUUGAACAUCCUGAAGAAGCUGAGUACAUGACGGAUUUUGUCAUUCAGGAGGCUUUAGAAGAACAUGAUAAAGAUGGUGAUGGAUUUGUUAGCCUGGAAGAAUUCCUUGGUGAUUACAGAAGAGACCCAACUGCAAGGGAAGAUCCAGAAUGGAUACUUGUUGAGAAGGAUCGAUUCGUGAAUGACUAUGACAAAGAUAACGAUGGAAGACUCAACCCUCAAGAGCUUUUGUCUUGGAUAGUACCGAAUAAUCAGGGUAUUGCACAGGAGGAGGCUGCUCACCUUAUUGAAGAAAUGGAUUUGAAUGAUGAUAAAAAGCUUUCUGAAGCAGAAAUUCUGAAGAACCAGGAUUUGUUUCUUAACAGUGAGGCAACAGAUUAUGGCAGGCAGCUUCAUGAUGAACGUUUCUACCAUGAAGAACUUUAGAUUAUUUAUUUUAUAAUCUAUAUUUCUUCCCUUUCUUUCAUUUGGAGCUUUUGUUAACAAGCACCCACUUUUCAGCUAUGUUGCAAGUUUUAUGCUGUAAUUAUAAUAGACUAACGUUUGUGUAAAUAUUUUGCAUUCAAAAUGUAAUUGCCCUCCUGCAGACUUCCCUGGGCUUCUUCAAAAUUAAUCUGAAAUAUUUACUACCAAAAUUAUAUAGUUUUGGGAAAGAAAUUACUUAAAGUGUAGUACUGUAUUGUGAAGAGUUAUGCUACUGUACUUGAAAAAAUGGGGAGUCCACGUGAUUCUGAAAGAAUGCAAAACAUACUUAGUAACUGAGAGACUCUUUUUUUUAAAUCUGUUUAACUGGGGAGGAGGGUUGGGAGGAAUGUUUAGAGUCAGUAUUAGCUGUAUUUUAUUUAAUGCAUUUGGAGAAACACCUAGAUGAAUGCCUCAAAUGUUUAAGAGGUUUCUACUUAAUUUUAAACGGUUUCUACAAUGAGUUUUAUUGUAUUAUAAAAAACAUGCUAUUUUUACAUCUACAGGCAAUAAUUUUUUUAAUGUACAAUUCUGAGCAUUAGCAAUACAGUGUCAAAGCCCUCUUCAUUUGUUGGAUUAAAACAGUUAAAUAGUC
Molecule: messenger RNA, 1438 nt
Organism: Struthio camelus australis
Lineage: Eukaryota; Metazoa; Chordata; Aves; Struthioniformes; Struthionidae
Source: RefSeq, a predicted model, not a curated record